Messenger RNA from Hyposmocoma kahamanoa, 3091 nucleotides. RefSeq names its product ubiquitin-conjugating enzyme E2 W. The transcript is spliced from 6 exons. The record is from RefSeq and is a predicted model, not a curated record. The coding region runs from base 19 to 483 and encodes 154 amino acids. NCBI's taxonomy places the organism in Eukaryota, Metazoa, Arthropoda, Insecta, Lepidoptera, Cosmopterigidae.
GUCUAAAUUGGAUUGGAAAUGGCCGCGAUGUCCCCGUCUGAGCGAAGAUUACAAAAGGAACUGAUGUCGUUGAUGAAGGAACCGCCACCAGGAGUCACCGUAGACGGAGAUCAGGCCAGCCAAAAUCUAACACUGUGGACAGUUCACAUGGAAGGUGUUCCCGGCACACUAUAUGAGGGCGAAAAAUUUGUCCUGCAGUUCAAAUUCACAAACAAAUACCCGUUCGACUCACCCGAGGUGACAUUUGUAGGCAACAACAUUCCUGUCCACCCGCACGUGUAUUCCAACGGACACAUUUGCCUGUCGAUCUUGACGGACGACUGGUCCCCGGCACUCUCCGUGCAGUCUGUCUGUCUGUCCAUUGUGUCCAUGCUUAGUAGCUGUAAGGAGAAGAAACGACCACCGGAUAACUCGUUUUACGUUAAGACCUGCAACAAAAAUCCUAAGAAAACUAAAUGGUGGUAUCAUGAUGACUCCGUGUAACACUACCCCGCGGCGCCUCGACGAUGGACGUUAAAUCUCAAACGUGAUUACAAUUACACGAAAUGACAGUGCAGUGUACGUGCGCGCAUAGUGCAGUGUGAGUGCAGUGCAGCAGUGACGAGUGCGGGCCGCGAGUGACAAUGCGCUAAAUUGACAGCAGUGGCUGUGGCAAGGAAAAUCGUUAUAUGCCAAUGUCAUAAGCAAAACGUAUAAGGAAAGGAGUAAUGGGGAUACCAUCAAGACCCUUAACCCUAUUCAAACAUGUUUUGCUUAUUAAAGUCCAAAAUUAUGAGCCAACAGAUAACGGUGACUGGAAUAUUAUUAAUUCUCUGUUGCUGUACCGACUGGAACGGCUUUAAUUGUCUCACUGCCUAAAAUAAAUGGUAAUAAAUAGCAUAUUUCAAAAUUUCGUUUGUAGUGUGGCUAAUAAAAUUAUAACUAUUGUUUGGAGAAUUAAACUUAACACUAAGUUGGCAUGUGUUCAAAUAAUGCCUUUUUUAUCUGCGGCUUUUUAGAAUCAUAAUCGGCUCAGUGUCGCGGUUGCUAUUUCUGUCACUUUCUCUCAGAUUACGUAAAAACAUUAUGAGAAAGAGACGGUAGCAGAGUGGUCAAGCCAAUGAAAUUCCAGCCUUACGCGAUGUGAUAGAUACACGUGUUCCUUUAAGUGUUUUUUAUCUUGGUGUUGAAAACAAAAAACAUUCCAAAUAAUACUUAGUGUAAUUGUCAUUGGUAUUUGCGUUGGAUAAAUUUGCAAAAAAAAAAAACUAUUUCACAUUCGACUUGAAUUUAGUAUUAUCAAAUUAUUUUUAAGACUACAGCACCUUUCCAAAAGUAUGCUGUUGACGUCUAAGAUUGUUGAUAUAUUUUUCACUUGUUAGAAUAAAUGAAACAAUAAUAUAGCGUACGACGCGAGGCUACAAUUACAAUAGUUACCAGAAGGCAAACCAACAACUAAAUAAUGAUAUCUUUCCACCACCUCUUACUUUCAAUGUUCUAAUAGCGUUUCUUGCAUUCUGGUGAGUACGUGGUAGCCUAUUUACAUCAUCUCUGUACGAUUUUCCCUGUAAACACAGUCACACUGACUUGACUAUCUUCUAAUGUCGAGCUGGUUAUCGUCAGUGCUAAAUUAUAAAUAUUGUAAGUAGAGUAAUAGGUUAUGAAAUCAAUAUGUACCGCUUAUUAUAAAAUUGUCAGUCAUAUCCCUUUAUUUAAUUGUAUAUAAUGUUUAUUUUUUAUCAAUUGUAAUUUUAUUUAUUGAAGCGCAGGAUACUACGUAAUUGCAUAGUUGUAGGCACGGCAGUUUGCGAGGCAUGGUCAUCAUUUGAAUCGUAUAGCUGUCGAUGCACAGGUUUUUUAUGUGACACAAGUUCAGUUUGAAUGCGAUUUAACAUUGUCCGUUAACAUAAAAAUAAAAAUUAAAAAUCAGCGUUAAUUUUUUUCUAUAGCCGUAUUCAAGCUUGGGCUUGUGUAAAAUAUAAAUAUAUUAGUUUUUUCUAGAAUUUUUUUGUUUUCUAAAACUGAAUAUCUUACAAGUAUUAUAAUAUUUGAGUUUGGCUAAGUGAUGUGCAAUAUUAAAACUAAAUGAGCCCCGUCAAUAAAUGUUUUCCUAACGUUUGUAAAAUCGAUGCCUCUGCUUUUUAUUUUUAUUUUAAUAGAUAUCAAAAAAAAUUAAAAUAGCAUUAUUAUGUGUCAUUAAACUAGGCAUUGUUCAACUUGGCGUUUUUUUUUUAGAACUUUAUACAACAAAAACAAAAAAGUCAUAAUUAAUUAUUACAAUAAUGAAAGGCUUAAGUAACGUAAUGUGUAACAAAAUGAAAACGAAUAAGAAAUUUGCUAGUAGUAUAUAAUUAUCAUUUUCCAUCCGUUGUCUAGGUCCGAUAUGUGAUAGUAAACAUAAACAUAUUCUGGGGGUUUGCUCCCGUUUUCCGUCAGAAACAAUUAAUGUCAAGUAAGUAAUACUCGGCCAAAUCAAAACACAUUGGGUUGACCCUACAACACUGUUGGAGUACAAAACACAUUGGGUUGACCCUACAACAUUGUUGGAGUAGACCCCCUGGGAUGAAAAGUCAAUUAAUAAUCCAUACUAUCCUUACUAAUAUAUUAAAUACGGAAGCAACUCUGUUACGUUUUCACACCUGAACCAAAUUAGAUGGACAUAGGCUAUUUUUUUGUCACUAAAAUAAAUGUUAAAGGGGAUAAAAGUUUGUAUGGAAACGCGAUCAUUUGUCAAGUAAGUAGUACAGUAGACUAUCCAAAGUACUCUACCACAAACUAUAGUUAAAUAGAAACAAAAACCAUUUUAAAAAUAUUAUUCGUAUAUCUCUAGAAUUCUCCGCUCAUUCGUAACCAAACUUGACUCAUUUUUUAUAUUUAGCUUUUUUUAAUGUUAUUUCAAAUAAACGCUGUUACGUGGCUAGGAAUAGCAAUUGCUUUCAUUAUUUUGUUAUACAACAACCUCCACUCUGGACGAAUAUUUCCUAAAGCAAUUCUCACUUACGUUAGCGAAAAUAAAAGAUAAAUCGAAACUUCGAUUUCGAAGUCGUAGCCUUUUUGGAAAAAUUCUCAAUGGCUGUAGUACGGGUGCUAAAUUUAAAAAAAACUAUUACAU